CACAAAAUUGAAUGCAUCAAUCAAAUCGAGGGAGAGGGAAAGAUAGACCGCUACAGGGAGCUUGGAAAACUUUGCUUGGAUUCCUUGUGUUUCGCCUCCUCCUCCUCCUCUUCCUGAUACACAGAUGAGAGAUGGAUAGAUUGAGAGUGGCUUCCUGAAAAUGGGAGACUGAGAGGUGGAGAGGAAAAGAGAUGACAGAGGGGAAGGUGAUCGAGUCCGUCCAACACUGAGCAUUGAAGGCACUGUCUGAACAGCCGCUCUUGGGGGAUGGGGGUGGGGCAGUGGGAGAGCAACGUAUCCAUCAGGGAAGGUUCUUACUCUCCGCCCAGGAACCCCAGGAAAAUCAGGGCCCGGGCGGCCGGGGCAGUCCCGCAGCCAGAGAGCCGGGCGCGCAGCCGCCCACUUGCGCUGUGCCCGCCGCAGCCGCCCCCGGCCCGGGCGGGAGCCCAGCGGAGAGCGGGGACCGCGAGCCCCGGCCCGAGCGAGCGAGCGCGCGCGGCCGCCGCCGAGUCGGCACCUGGAGACAUGGAGGAAAGGCCGGCGGAGACCAACGCCAGUGUGGACGACUCGGCGCCCCCCUCAGUGGCCCAGCUGGCCGGGCGGUUCAGGGAGCAGGCAGCCGCGGCAAAGGAGACACCAGCCAGUAAACCAACAAGAAGAAAACCGCCCUGCUCCCUCUCUCUGUUCCCCCACAAGGUAGAGCUGGGCCAGAAUGGUGAGGAGAAGUCACCGCCCAAUGCAAACCACCCUCCUAAAGUCAAGGUGAAGAGCUCGCCUCUGAUUGAGAAGCUCCAGGCCAAUUUAGCCUUUGAUCCAGCGGCCCUGCUGCCUGGGGCCUUGCCCAAGAGUCCGGGACUCAAGGCCGUGGUGUCACCAUUUCACAGCCCUCCUUCCACUCCCAGCAGCCCUGGUGUGCGGUCUCGGGCCAGUGAGUCAGAGGAGGUGCCCGUCAGCUUCGACCAGCCUCCUGAAGGCAGCCAUCUGCCUUCUUACAAUAAGGUGCGGACGAGGGGCUCCAUAAAAAGGCGCCCUCCCUCCAGGCGAUUCCGAAGGUCCCAGUCGGACUGUGGGGACCUGGGGAGACCCAGGGCCGUGGAGUCCUCCCAGGAAAACGGUGCCAAGGAAGAGGAUGGGGACGAGGUGUUCCCAGCCAAGAGCAAGGCCCCAGGAUCCCCUCCUCUGAGGAGGACGCCCAGCAGGACAGAGAAGCAGGAGGAGGAUGAGGGCAGGGCCGCGGGGGAGGCCCAGCAGCAUGAGAAGGCCGCGGGGGAAGCCCAGCAGCCAGAGCAGGCCGCGGGGAGCUCCGAGGAGGGGGCCGGCCAGCAUCCAGCCAGAGCCUCCAGCCCACAGGCAGAGGGUGGGUGUGGGAGCCCUACGGAGGAGAAACCGGCUGGAGAGCAGAGGGAAGAGCCUACAGAGGAGAAGGAGAGGGCGGCCAGUGAAGAGGAGGAGCCCAGACAACAGGGCCAAGACACGAAGGGGCCGGAGGAGGGAGCUGUGGGGGAGGAGACACCCCAAAACCCCCCUGGAGGAGGAGAGGGUGACCACAGUCCUGAGCAGGGGACCGGCAAGGAAAAGCAAGAUAAGGAGGCCGUCCUCGAGCCAGGCUGUGACCCCGGCACCGGCCAUGCCCAGCCGGACACCAGCAGUGAGGUCCCCAAGACAGAGGAUAGCACCCCUGUCGAGGACACUAUACUGUGAAGGCGAUCUCAUUGUACCUGGUGCUGAAGCUGCUGGAGCCGUGUCCUUGAAGUAGCAGCGGUGAUCACAGCGGCAGCAGAGGAAGCCAUCGCAGGAGCAGAAUGGGCUGAGGGUCUGGAGGCAGGCUGAGGGUCUGGAGGCAGCCUGAGGACACCAGGUGCUGUUUCCCAGCCUCCACACUGUCUCAGAUAGAGAUUGGAUCUGAGGACGGCAGACUUUUAUCAGCUUGAGUGUGUGUCACUUGAUGGACUUGGUUUAAAAAAAAAAAAAUUAAAACAAUGUACUGUGGUGACAACUCCCCAGGGAUACCGGUCAACCUGUGGGGCCCUGAUACUAUCUACACCCACCUAACCCUAUAGCUGGCCUCAGCUCUGGACUGGGAUUUAGCUGAUCAGAUUGUGUUUGUGUAAAAUGAUAGCCUUUUUAUUGUUCUUAAGUUUUCACAUUCUCAAAUGUAAGUAAAAGCUUAUUUCGGGUAGCUAGAAACAAAGUAGUAUCACUGGAAAUGUGAAUCCUGUAAGUUACAGAAGACCUUAAAUUGUAUGGAGACCCUGAGACAACCUUUCAGCUUGGUCCAAAUUUGACUGGCCAACCAAUUUUGAAAACACUGGACUGGAAGAGAUCAUUUUUGAAACAUUAAAAAAUACGUGUCUGCUCCAGCAACAGGAGCUUUCCCAUCUGGUAAUUCUCUAGCUGAUGAUACACUGGGAGGAGACCAGCUCAGGUCACCCGCUUCUGCCAGGGGAAGAGGAGGUGGAGGCUGGGAGCAACUCCUUUGGAGAGGCAGAAUGUCAAGAGGUUCUGCGCUGCAUUUCCUCGUCCUGAAAGCAGAGCAGCGAUCCAUGAACCAUUCCUGCCCUCCAUGCCUGCCCCCCAGUUUAUCCUGGGAGGAUGAAGUUUGUGCUUCCAGAAGGGGAUGCCCCAGCACAGGUUAGAUAGCUCCUGGGAAGUGCUUUGAGCACCGUAAUGUGAGAGCUACAUGAUAAGAACAUCCUUCCUGGACUAACUGACUUGAAUGGAAACCCAGGCUCUCCUCCCCAGCUCAGUAGGGGUGGGGUGGAUCUUGCUUUAAUGUGCUGUUUGGAGAGUGCAGGAGGCUUCGCCGGGGACAGGGGCCUUGACUACCCCUCCCUUGACGUAUCCUCUCCCCUCUUUGCAAACUCCUGCUGAAAGAUGGUCAUCCAAAUAAAUGUUUAAUCUUUAGGGUUGGUCCUUAUUCAGAUUUGAGUAUUUCAGUAUCUCAACAUGCUGGUUUGGUAGUUGGAGCAGUCAUUUUUCUGGAGGUCUCUUAGACCACACUCUACUCUGACUUCAGAAAGUAGUUUCCCAGACUAAAAGGCCUUAUCUCACCGCUGGUACCUCAGUUUAUCAUCCCAUUUACAGUUUUUCUAACUCCAGGAUAGUGUUAAUAUUUGGGAUAUAUAUUUUUUCAAAAACUAUUUUUAAAUUCAAUGUAGCUUCUAAACUUUGUAAUCUAGUGAAGACUGAUACUAUAAUAAGCUUUGUAUUUUAGCAGAGUUUGGGAGAUGUGUGUGUCAGUUAUUUUGAUGUCUGUACAAUAUCGAUCAUCUAUCUACCUGUCUGUCUAUCUAAUCUAUCAUCUAUCUAUUGGCAGAGAUGUAUACCCCCUAAACAAUACAUGGAUGUAUUUAUAUGUCUGGUUUGUUUAUAUACUCAUGCACAUAUUGGGCAGGAGUUUUGAGAAUGUGAGCAUGGCUGUGGACGUGCAUGAUGAAAGGGGGAAAUCUGCCACUUUCCCUUUCUAGAAAAAGGAAUGGAGCAGAUGGGAUGUAGAUGUAAAAAUAAAACUUUUUCUUCUGGAGGGUCCAUACCUUACAGUAGCAGAUGAAGAAGGAGCGAUGAAAAAUAAGAAUGUGACAUUAAGGAGCAUGCGUGGUGGUGUCUAAAAAUCUCCCCAGGUCCCUGUUAGUCACAUUAUUUGAUCUAUUUUGUGAGAACACAGGGGCCCCACCCCAGGCAUUGUCAUUAGUGAUGGCGCUCCUGGGGAAUUUAUGAAGCAAAGGCAGGACCCGGUCCCUGUUGGUGCUGCUGCCUGGCUGUUUAAUGCUGAUUGAGUAUUGCAUCGCCGUGGUUGAGACCGGGAUUUCACAUUGGGGAUUAAAGAAACCCACCUGGGUCUUAGGUGGCACAGAGUCAUCACCAGGCCAGGAAGACUUUCAUCAGGAUUCCUGAAUAGGCUUGAAGGAAAACACUGAUUCUUCACAAGGCUGAAGAGAAGAGUCAGAAUUAUUCUUCCACUACCUUUGCAGUCUAGCUUGAAUUUUAAACUGUGUCCUUCUUUUCUCCAGAGAGGGAGCAAGAAAAAAACUUGAAUGCUUUGAAGGAAUAUGCCAGUAUUGAAGAGGGGGCUGGGAUGCUGUUUCAGGUGCACGUGGAACUGGGUGACCACAUAUGGCCACGAGGAGCCCAGGCCUCAGAACUCCACUCUCCUCACUGAGGUCACCCUGAACAGGACCCAGUUUGCCAGACCAGUUCUGGCCUGUGACCAGUUGACUAGUCACUCCAUAAAUAUACGUCAGAUAAGGGAAUAAAGGAGUGGACAGACAACCAGUUCAUCAUCUUUUGAUUAGGUACUCUUGGGAGUGUAAAACUUUAACACAGUUGAAUGAAUGAGGACCUUCAGCUGCUAAUGAAAGGAACACAACUCAAACUGCCUGAUGCAAAAUAGCUAUAUCUAUGAACCCCUCCCUCUCUCCCCCCGCUACUAUACACUGAAUAAUAUGUAUUGACAAUCUAUGGACGGACCUGAAUACAAUCACUUAAGCAGUGUCAGAAAAUCUCUCUCUGUUAUUGGUCUCCGCUUUCCUCUGUGUUGGCCAUAUUCUCAGGCAGACUCUUUCCAGCCUGCAAACCCAAUGGAAAGAGCUUAUUUUUCCCCAGAACUGUCGGAAAAAAUCCUACAAUGGUGUUCUAUAGGCUUGGUGGGGAUCAUAUAUCCUACCUGAACCAAGCAUUAUUGACCAAGGAGAUGCAGAGAUCAGAUUGGCCGAGACUCGGUCGCGUGCCCUCUCCUGCAGUUAGGGACUAGGCGAGUGAAUUCUGUUUCAUCUGCAAGGACUGUGAAUGGAGCAGUGGGGUGCCUCAAGGUAAAAUCAGGGUGCUGUUGCUGAAAUGAUGCUGGAUAGGGAAAACAACAACAAUAGACUUGUGAGCAAAAUACAAGCAUUACUCAAAUAAAACAGAAUUUAUUUUUAUAAGCCACCAAAGAAAAUCGGUCUCAUUUUUUUUAUGUAAUGAUGUAUUGCUGUGUCCAGAGCCAGCCUGGAGCUCCAUGAGGGGUCAAGUUAGUGUCUGUUGUUCAUUGUGCCAGUGCCUCAUGUAUUAUAAGUGCUCAAUAAACAUCUGUUAAAUAA
Hippopotamus amphibius kiboko is the source of this 5075-nucleotide messenger RNA. It is a transcript of the gene RCSD1, whose product is annotated as RCSD domain containing 1. Gene Ontology annotation, biological process: protein localization to endosome; retrograde transport, endosome to Golgi; skeletal muscle contraction. The record is from RefSeq and is a predicted model, not a curated record. The transcript has 8 exons. Bases 268 to 1701 code for a protein of 477 amino acids. Gene Ontology annotation, molecular function: phosphatidylinositol phosphate binding; actin filament binding; retromer complex binding. Gene Ontology annotation, cellular component: early endosome; WASH complex. NCBI's taxonomy places the organism in Eukaryota, Metazoa, Chordata, Mammalia, Artiodactyla, Hippopotamidae.